UGUAUUUUUUUUUUUUACGCACAUGCGUCGGGCGCAACAAACCUCUCCUCUGGCCACUCUCCGCCAGACACUGAACCUCGCGAUUCUUCUGCCACUUUAGCGCUCUUCGAACCCUCUGCCGUUCCCCAAAAGGAGUGAUUCUAUCGCCCCGCCAAACAAGUCAACAUGGCACCUAAGGAGUGGGACGAUGAAUCCUCUGGAGAGUCCAGCUCCGAGGAGUCCGCGGGUGGCCCUGCCGCCGUCCAGGUCCGCCGCAAGUUCGACGACGAGGAGGCCGACGACGACGACGUGCUCGAAUCCUGGGACGCCGCCGAGGACUCCGAGGUAGAGCGCGAGAAGGCCAAGAAGGCGGCCGAGGCCAAAGCCAAGGCCGAUGCCGAGGCCGCAGCAAGCAAGCUCUCCAAGGCCCAGCGCAUAGCCCUGCGCCAGCAGCGCCGCAAGGAGCUCGGCGAGGAGGAUGACAGCGAGGAAGAGGAGGACGAGGCCGCUCGCCGCCUGCGCCUGCGCCAGACGGAGAAGGAGAGCGACCUGAAGCACGCCGAGGACCUGCUCGGCGACAUCGGCGUGCCCGCAGCCCGCAAGGCCGUCAGCAAGGGUGCUGCCGUCUCCCUCGACGGCAAGGAUCCCACCAAGACCAUCGACAUCAGCACCAUCCCCCUCUUCAACCCCACGAAUAAGGCCCAAUGGGAUUUGCUGCGCGAGACGCUCGUCCCGAUCCUGGCCGCUAACCCUAAGCGCGCCGGGUACAUAACCUUCCUCGAGGAGUUGGUCAAGGGGCUGGCGCAGGACCUGCCCUCGGACCAGGUCAAGAAGAUCUCGAGCCGCCUCACGGCCCUCAGCAACGAGAAGAUGAAGGCGGAGAAGGAGAAGAAGGGCGUCAAGAAGACCAAGGCCUCAAAGACCAAGACCUCGCUGGUCGCCACCAGGGCCGACGUCCCCGACACGAAUACAUACGACGAGGGCGGUUUUGGCGACGACGACUUCAUGUGAACGAGACCCCAAGCACUUCUUUUUUUACGCCUUUUUGCGGUGCGAGCAACCCUAUCCUUGCCACAGCGCCACAGCGCCUCUUCCACCCCUUGGAAACGACAGCAAUGGAAACUCGGGACGCUGUUGGGUUGGGCGAGUUCUCGGAACACCCCUUGACCCGAACGGGCCGGGCCUGUCGUGCGCGCUCGAGUGGGCGUUGCAACCCUCAGAGGGGCGGGAAAUCCAAGCAUUGUUUGCGAAAAGCGCGUGCCUAAUUCGCUGCUAAUGCCGACAGCUCGUGCCGGAGAGGAGGAAGUCGACAACAAGAGAGCGGGCGGGGGAUCUGGAUAGCAUAGCGGCUUGUUGCCACUCAAAAAUGGCUCCAUCGAGGCCCUGGGUUAGGAUAGAGGAAGCCGGGCGGGGAUCUUUUUUUACGACGCAUCAAACCAUAUACAACAUGGUCGGGCGUGUCAUGGUGAUCAUCAUUAUAUGCGGUCGAGGGCGGACCAAGUGGUCACGACCCCAAAGGACCUUCCAAGACUGAGCGAGACCUUUGGCAUUGGCAAAAAGAGAAAGCAAGGUGUCGUACGUGUGUCUUGUUUUAGGGGAAGCGAGAUCCUGAUCUUGUGUUUUUAAAGGCAAAAACAAGCAUAGACGACAACUGCUAGAGACAGAGACAGAUGGUACAUUCAAACUCGCGCAAUGGGCAUUGUAGACAUAGAAAAUCUGCAUUGGAGUACAUGUUGUACCCGAGGCGGGCUUUG
This is a messenger RNA of Gaeumannomyces tritici R3-111a-1, 1733 nucleotides long. RefSeq lists its product as hypothetical. Gene Ontology annotation, cellular component: eukaryotic translation initiation factor 3 complex; cytoplasm. Lineage: Eukaryota; Fungi; Ascomycota; Sordariomycetes; Magnaporthales; Magnaporthaceae. The coding region runs from base 166 to 990 and encodes 274 amino acids. Gene Ontology annotation, molecular function: translation initiation factor activity. The record is from RefSeq and is a predicted model, not a curated record. The transcript has 3 exons.